Molecule: messenger RNA, 1134 nt
Organism: Acyrthosiphon pisum (pea aphid)
Lineage: Eukaryota; Metazoa; Arthropoda; Insecta; Hemiptera; Aphididae
Product: 39S ribosomal protein L28, mitochondrial
Exons: 2
Coding region: 253-1053 (266 amino acids)
Cellular component (GO): mitochondrial large ribosomal subunit
Molecular function (GO): structural constituent of ribosome
Source: RefSeq, a predicted model, not a curated record
CUGGCAAAACUAAAAUGCACAUUUAAUGCAGUAUGUUUAUUAUAUUAUUAAGAAAUAAUUGGAACUAUAUCAUUUUAUAACCGUGAGAUUUUUUAACUCACCAGUCGCCAAUAUAACUAACAGCCGAUGUCAGAAGCUUGUGUAAUUCUAAUUCAGCGGUUGGUAAAAAAAAAUACCAAUGAUAAAGAUACUUAACCUUUUCACUGCUACACUAUAUUUUAUGCUCCGCAACUUGUUGUAUGAAAUUCUAAAAUGGAAGCCAAACUUGCCAAUGGUUUAAAGUUAUUAUACAUACCAAAAAAAACAAGAAUCAGUUCCGGUCUUGGUGAUCGGCUUCCAGAGGCAUAUAAGAAAUUUUAUAAGGAAUGGCGUCACAAAGUUCCAGAACCAGUUUAUUACAAACCUACACCAGGAAAAUGGACUAAAGAUGAGAAAACUGGAGCGGUUAUUCCUGUUCAGAACAUACCAAUUCCUUUAAAGUAUCCAAAAACAAUGCAUUCUGGUAUUUGGGGAGGAGAAGCUGUAGUUCAAGGUUUCAAACAAAAUGGUAAUAAAUAUAAGAGUCGUGUUCCACAUUUUUGGACACCAACACUAAAAAAGUCAGUGGUCUACAGUGAAAUUCUAAAUGAGUACGUGUCAACUACUGUGACUGAAAAGGCCCUAGAUCUUAUUAAUAAGAAUUAUGGUUUAGACCAUUAUCUAUUGAAAACAGCUGCAUGUGACUUAAGGACCACUUUAAGUUUAAAAAUUAAACGUCACCUUUUAAUGGCUUUAAGAGACAAGACAUUGUAUGCAGAUGAUAAUGUAAAACAACAAGAAGUGUACGACAAAUAUAAACACUACUUAAAGGAUUACACUCAUGAAGAAAUUGAAUGGUACGGUUUAACAUUUUCUGAGGCUUUACUCAAGAUGCAAGAUAUAGAUGAAUUAAACGAAAAGAAAGCGCCAUUGAAGGCAAAAUAUAGACUGGAAUUGAUAGAGGAGUUGAAAAAUAGUAAUGAAACAAUAGAAGAGGAUAAAAGUUGGUUAAAUAAACUUAAUCCUUUUAAUUAGAAAUGUUAUAUUACAAUAUAGUGUGUCUUAAUGUUUAUAAAAUAAUAAUUAAUAAAAUAAAAAUACAUUUUUGUUUUUGAA